AUGGAAAGUAUGGAGUUAGAAGACAUCAAAAUAGAGGAUUCUACGGUGGAAGAACCCAAGCAGGUUAAACAAAAUGAGGAAUUAGCAAUUGACUACUCUAGUGAAUUCAUCAACCAAGAUACAUUUGCAACAAGGGAUGAAUUGCUGAAAUGGGUGAGAGAAGUGGGUAGACGUCUCGGAAUGGUCUUUACAAUCAUGUCAUCAAAUCCUGGACUCAAUAGACGUAGUACACCUUAUAUGGUGCUUGUGUGUGAGCGUGCGGGCACUAAAUUGGGCAUGGAUGAUGACAAUGUUGGAUGGAAGCUCGAAUUUUUUUUUGGCGUUCAUAAUCACCCAUGUUUUCCAAAUUUGGAGGGCCACGCAUAUGCGGCAAGAUUAACAAGCGAAGAGAUGAAAAUUGUAGAAGAAAUGUCAAAUGCGUUGGUGCAACCAAAGGCAAUACUUACAACAUUGAAGAACAGGGAUGAGACAAAUGUAGCUGAAAUGAAGACAAUUUACAAUGCUCGUCAUAGGCUUCAAGCGUUAGAGAAAGCCGGUAGAUCUCAAAUGCAACUUUUGAUGACGAAAUUGUCCGAACAUAAUUACCUUGAGGAUCAUAGAUCGAACGAAGAUGGUGAAGUCACUGAUUUGUUUUGGAGCAACCCUACUUGCUUGGCCUUAGGGCGUAGCUUUCCCUACGUGUUACUUAUGGAUUGCACGUACAAAACUAACCGAUACGGAUUCCCAUUACUGGAGAUGGUGGGCGUUACUUCUACGAACAAAACAUUCUCCAUUGCCUUUGCAUACUUGCAAUUUGAGAAGGCAGAUAACUACGAAUGGGCAUUGAGGACCUUGGAGGAGAAGAUGGGAGGGAGUCAUAGUCCUAAUUGUAUCGUCACUUACCGAGAUUUGGCUUUAAUUAAAGCUAUAGCUCUUGUGUAUCCAACCAGUCAUCAUUUGCUAUGUAGGUGGCAUGUUAGCAAGAAUAUUCUUGCUAAAUGUCAAAAAAUGUUCAAAAAGGAGAAAGAAAAAUGGAAGCGGUUUGAGACAAGUUGGGAAAAUCUUGUUGAGCAAGAAUCGGAGGAGUUGUUUUAUGUGGAAUGGGAUUUAAUGAAACGAAACUUCGUUGAUUUUCCGAAGGCUCUAUCUUACGUAGCUGACUCGUGGUUGGACCCGUACAAACAGAGGAAUGUAUCGGCAUGGACAGACAAAUGUAUGCACCUCGGAACAUAA
This is a messenger RNA of Erythranthe guttata (spotted monkey flower), 1212 nucleotides long. The record is from RefSeq and is a predicted model, not a curated record. Lineage: Eukaryota; Viridiplantae; Streptophyta; Magnoliopsida; Lamiales; Phrymaceae.